UUAUUGCUGAAAAAUAAAGGUAUACUCUUUUGCUGAAUAAAUUUAAUUUUCACUUCUUACACCAAUUUAUGAUCCUAUUAACCCAAAGAAUAUCCAAAUAUUCCCCAAGGACCGUUAAAAUCCAUUUUCCUACAACCCAGUCAAUAAACUUAAGAUUCCUCUUGAAAGGAAGCCCUUAAUCUCAUCUCCUGUUGCACUCACUCAUGCUUAUAAAUCUCCUAAAUUUCAGAUCUAAAUUAUAAAAAUAAAAUAUACAUCCAGCAAGCUGAUGCAGACUCAACUAAAUUUAGAGAAAAUAUUAAAUCUAAGAAAGAGCUUGAAGAACAAAAAGAACACCCAGUUAAAGAAAAUGCAUCUGUCAAAAAUUCGAAGGUAUAGAAAUCGCUCUAUCUGUGAUAAGGAUUACAUCAAGUCCUUCGGAGACACACUUGUAGCUAACAAAUUCGAUAUGUCUAAGCAUGAAAUCUCCCGAGCACGGAAAAAGAGCCUAAUUCAGACCCAAACAUCGAAAUUUUGGGAAAACACUAAAUUAAAGGCUGAGCUUUCCAAGAGGAAGCAGUCUGACUCUGAUGGCAGCCCUGUUUUCAAAGGCUUUAGAUAUCAUAAAAGAUCAUCGACCUUGAAAUCAAAUCAUACAGAAAGCACCACUCCUCCAGACAGUAAGGCAGGAUAUAUCACCGAGUACAAAAUGAAGAAUCUUAUGAAUGAUCUGAAGAAAAACUUGACUGAACGAUACGAAAAGAAGAUAACAGAGCUCAAGUUCAGCUAUGAAACCGAGAUCUCAGAUCUGACAAAGAAGCUUGAGCACAAGACUAAGGAAAACAGAGAAAUUAUUGAAGCUGCUGAUGAGAACAGUAGGAAAUGCGGUAAAAUAAUCGACAAACUCAGGGAACAACUCAACACUCAGAAUAAAUAAGUACCAUUCCCUCAAUGCGAAGUCUGAGAACACAUCCUUAGGUUUUACUGAGGAAAAAUAAGCAAACCGAAAGACUGAGGGAAACAAUGGGGUUCUUUAUAAAGAACUCCACUAUAUACUCGGCCAAGACUAAGGAUUACAAGAUGGCCUGACUGCAUCUCCAGGAUGAGAACAAGCAGCUGCUAGAGGCUAACUACAAUUUAGAACAAACUUUGGAAUCAUUACAGAAAGAAAAGCUACAAAUUGAGGAAAAGUGAAGUACGGUGAAGAAUGAAGCACAGAAGAUCAAAGACUGCCUAAAACUUUUAGGUUUAACCCUUCAAGACAUUAAGAGGAACUUUAAUCACGGCCUUGUGUACUUAGUCAAGCCUAAAAGUCCCAAAAGGAUUGUACUAAUUACUACAGAUUUUCAGAUGAAAUCUGAACAAAGAGAAAUCAUGGAAAUGGAUGAAAAACAAAAAAUCGAUUAUUUCCAGUUCCUUAACGGACUCCUAGUGAAAACAGUCGGGUGAUAUAAUGCUGAGAAGCCAAUAAUGGACCUUUUCAAAAGAAACGAGCAAGAUGUUUAUAACUUCACCCACUAUUCCGAAGGAGAUAUCGUCAAUGGAGUUUGGCAAGGAAAAGAGUAAGGUCCACAUACAUAAA
Moneuplotes crassus is the source of this 1561-nucleotide messenger RNA. The record is from the annotation of a GenBank genome assembly. NCBI's taxonomy places the organism in Eukaryota, Ciliophora, Spirotrichea, Euplotida, Euplotidae.